Messenger RNA from Paraphaeosphaeria sporulosa, 3015 nucleotides. Its product is annotated as Adaptor protein complex AP-3 delta subunit. The record is from RefSeq and is a predicted model, not a curated record. The coding region runs from base 1 to 3015 and encodes 1004 amino acids. The transcript has 3 exons. Gene Ontology annotation, cellular component: endosome membrane; AP-3 adaptor complex; membrane coat. Gene Ontology annotation, biological process: Golgi to vacuole transport; protein targeting to vacuole. NCBI's taxonomy places the organism in Eukaryota, Fungi, Ascomycota, Dothideomycetes, Pleosporales, Didymosphaeriaceae.
AUGGACCUCAAGUCCACCGCCCUCAUGAAGCUCACCUACCUCGAGAUGUUCGGCCACGAUAUGUCCUGGGCCUCCUUCAACGUCCUCGAAGUCAUGUCCUCGCCCAAGUGGAGACACAAACGGACCGGCUACCUUGCCGCCGUGCAGAGCUACCGACGAGAUACUGAUGUGCUGUUGCUGGCAGAAAACCAGCUCAAGAAGGACAUCUCGAGCCCCACCCCGCCCGUCAUCUCCCUGCCCUUGGUGGCCAUACCCCACGUUAUCAACCCGAGCAUGGCCAGCUCCGUUCUUUCUGACCUAUUACCCCGCUUGACCCACUCGCAUGCGUCAAUAAGAAAGAAGACGGUUGUCACGCUGUAUAGACUAGCUCUAGUGUACCCGGAAACACUGCGGCCUGCAUGGCCCAAGAUCAAGGAGAGGCUGCAGGAUGACAGUGAAGAUCCGACCGUUACAGCCGCCAUUGUAAAUGUAAUAUGCGAGCUGGGAUGGCGGAGACCACAGGACUUUCUACCGCUCGCCCCGCGACUAUUCGAUUUGCUUGUCGGGGGCGGAAAUAAUUGGAUGGCUAUCAAGCUCAUCAAGCUCUUUGCGACGCUCACUCCACUGGAACCAAGACUAAUCAAGAAACUGCUACCUCCGCUCACCAAAAUAAUCCGAGAAACUCCCGCCAUGUCCUUGCUCUACGAGUGCAUUAGCGGCAUUAUCCAGGGAGGCAUCCUUGAAGCCGUAGAGGGUACGACGGAAGGUGAGGAGGUUGCAAGACUGUGCGUUGGGAAGCUCAGAGGCAUGAUGGCCAUUGAGGGUGAUGCGAACUUAAAAUAUGUUGCGUUGUUAGCAUUUGACAAGAUCGUCCAAUCACACCCGUAUCUGGUAUCGCAACAGCAGGAUGUGAUCCUCGAGUGCAUCGACGACCCUGACAUCUCAAUAAGAAUGCGCGCUUUGGACCUUGUAGUUGGCAUGGUCAACAGCGACAACCUCACAGCCAUCGUUGGACGUCUUAUGCGACAACUUCGCAACGCUCCCAUCGCAACGUCCGCCGACAAUCCGGCAAACGAUCGCGCCCGAGCAACCGGCGUCACCCCGUAUGCAGAAUCGGAUGACUCGGACGCCGAAGAAUCUCUGCGACAGCAUGAACAACGGUCAGACCAACCCCCACCCCUUCCAGAGGAUUAUCGCGUAAACGUCAUCCGAAGAAUCUUGGACAUGUGCUCGCGCGACACAUACUCCAAUAUCACUGAUUUCGAGUGGUACAUUGAUGUCCUCGUACAACUGGUCCGCGUAUCGCCUGCUACAAGUUCUUCUGCCGUAGAAGAACAGGGAAAUCUUGAUCAAGCAGAUGACAUAGGUCGUGGUAUCGGGCGUGAACUACAGAAUGUAGCUAUACGCGUCAAGAGCGUACGGCCAGAAGCAGUAGACGCAGCGCAGUCUCUAAUAUUUGUCGACCUUCGCGACCAAAUGUUCCCAUCUUCCGGCAAUGGCGGACAAGGCGUACUUGAAUACGCCGGCUGGCUAGUCGGAGAGUUUGCCUCGUAUCUGACCAAGCCUGAGCCUGUCCUGUCGUCUCUUUUACAUCCGACCUCAUUGCAGCUUCCCUCGAAAACGCUUGCAGUCUACCUGCAAGCUUUUCCUAAAGUGUUCACUAGCCUAGCGAGCAACGAGCAGAUAUCAUGGACUCCGGAACGAAAGACCUUGAUGUCUCUCCUCAUGGCUCGGAUCAUACAUUUCCUAGAGCCGCUAUCUACCCAUCCGAAUCUGGAGGUUCAAGAACGUGCAGUUGAAUAUCUCGAAUUGAUGCGCCUCGCGUCCGAGGCCGCUUCAGGGACGGAGACUGGCGUAGAGCACGGCGAAUUCACCGAACCUCCUCUCCUGCUCACUCAGGCCAUGCCUGCUCUGUUUUCAGGAGCCGAACUUAACCCCGUCGCCCCAGGCGCCCAGCGUAAAGUGCCCAUGCCUGAUGAUCUAGACCUUGACACGCCGAUCAACCCUAAUCUGCAAUACCUUUUAUCACAAGCAGAACUAGAAGGCUUCGAAGCAGAUGAAGACGAUGUGUACGCGGCGUACACAGAGCCACCGGUAUCAUAUACCGAAGCGCAAACCCCGGCGGCGAUUUCUGCUUCGGAGCGUCUUGAUGCAACACACAAGGAGCCAGCGUCCUACCAGAACGCCACUGAAGAUGAAUAUUUGGAUCCUGACAUCAUUGCUCGACGAAAGGCAGAGCGCAAAGAACGCUACAAGGACGACCCAUUCUAUAUUGAUCCUGAAGGCGACAGAGGCAGCGGGGCAGCUACCCCGCUUGGCAGGAUCGUUCGAGAAAACAACACAGAGCUCGACAUUGAUUCAAUACCCAUCAUGGAUCUCGAGCUUGAGAAACGCGGACCCUCACCUGGCGGAGAAGACAUUGCACGAGCGCGGAGUCCCCGUCGUGCGCCUCGUCGGGUUGAAAUCAUGGGCGAUGAGACGCUCGGUUCCAGCGACGCGCCUUCUGAUGCAUCUCGGGAAGAUGUCAUUUCCCCGCGCUUUGCAUCAGCCCAAGCCAGGGGAAAGAAGAGUCUUUUGGAAGUGGACUCUUCCGGGCUCGGGUCACUAUCUUUGGAUGACGAUGAUAGCCCUGGCAGAAAGCUCACGCGCUACGAGCUGGAGCGCAAGGAGCAGGAGGAAGCCGAAAUGAAACGAGCGCUUGCAGAGGUGGAACGCCUGAGGCUGGAGAUGCAACGUGCCAGUGAACGAUUAGAGGUCAAGGGAGAGACGGUAGUGAAGAAGAAAAAGAAGAAGGUUAGGAAGGCUGAGGUGGAAGGUGCAUUGACGCAAGAGUAUGCCGGCGAUGCUGGGGGAGCCAACGGAGACGGAGAGGGUGAAGUUGCCCCGGUCAAGAAGAAGAAAAAGAAGGUCAAGACCGAAGGCGGCGAUGUUGCGGAGGAAGGCAAAGAGGCUGAAGGCGUCGUGAAAAAGAAGAAAAAGAAGCGGAGAGUGGUCAGUAUCGAUGAAGGGGCGGCACCAGUAGACGCUGAGGAGUAG